Molecule: messenger RNA, 1111 nt
Organism: Solea senegalensis (Senegalese sole)
Lineage: Eukaryota; Metazoa; Chordata; Actinopteri; Pleuronectiformes; Soleidae
Gene: nicn1
Product: nicolin 1
Exons: 7
Coding region: 131-790 (219 amino acids)
Cellular component (GO): nucleoplasm
Source: RefSeq, a predicted model, not a curated record
GGAAACUACCGCUGCUGACGUCGUACUUGUCUGUUAUUAUCUGCCGGGCUUUCGUUAGCUUCAGUGGCUAACGUCAUCUCGACGUGACACUUCCGGUGUGCAGCUGUCCGUGGUGCUGGCCUUUAUACUGAUGAUGAGUGGACGCUGUGACCAGCAGAGGGCGCUGACCUGCACAGUCAAACCUGCACUUUACCUGAACAUGGGAGAAAGACCGUGUGAUGCAGCUCAGUCUGGAGUGUGCGUGGUCGACGUCACGCUUCCGUUUGGAAAAACCGCAGAUAUCGAGGAAAUCACGUUUCAGAAUGACUACACCGCCUCUGUGACUGUGCGUCUGCUGAGGAGGAGGCCCGGGCAUGAGGCCCCCGCUCAGUGGUGCACGGCCCUGAGAGACCUGUCCCUCAUGGACAACCCACACUCAGAGGGGGGGUCACAGGACUACUACUCCAUCCACAGGUCACAGAUGAGGGCGGAGCCAGAUGACGUGGCGUCAGUGCGGCUGAUCCUGAAGCAGCCGUCGUCGGCCUGGUUGAGCUUCAGUCUGAAGAACAUUGAGAUGUUUCCUCACACUGAGCCGGAGCCAGAGAAGGAGGUUUGUGAUUGGCUGUCAGACCUGACGCUGGACGACCACUUGACCCAACCUCAGGACGUCCCUGACCCGCACACCGUGUCCUCCAGUCUCCAGCAGAUGUGGGCUCUGACUGAAGUGAUGCAGAGCGACCAGACCACGGCGUCCGUCGGACGAUUUGACGUGGACGGUUGCUACGACGUCGACCUCAUCUCUCUGACGUAACCAGAACGCUGCGUCGUCAUGACGAUGGCAACCCGCGCCACAAGGGGACAAUAACGUUUUCUUUUACCAUUAAAGUAAAUGAUAACAUCAUAUAUAAAGAAUUGAAACGUUUUUCAUGCUUUAAAUGUAUCCAUCCCAUAAUAAUACUGAUAUCAGACAUCACUCAAAACACAACAAACAUUUCAAUUUCAAAUAAUAAUAAUAAUAAUCGUGAUAAAGAUGAGCACGUUUAUAUUUCUGUAUUUAUCAUCGUUAUUGUUUUUUGAAGUUUGCACAACAUGUUUACAAAUAACUUAUUUAAAUAAAUAACAUUUGACUUCA